CCCCGCCGCCGCUGAGGAGACCCCCGCCGCCGGCACUGCCGAGGCACCGCCCGCACACCCCAUGACGGCCGACUCCUGGAGGAACCUCAUCGAGCACAUCGGGCUGUUGUACCAGGAAUAUCGAGAUAAAUCUACGCGUGAGGAGAUUGAAACCAGGAGAUUGCAAGAUUCACAGACGGACCCUGAGGAGACUUCACCCAGUGAGGAAACCCCAUCUGAAGCAGAACCCACAAGUACAAUCGAAAACAAAGCUCCACCACAAAUCAAUUUGCUGAGAAAUUCCAACUCCAGGUUCAACUUAUGGCAGGAUCUUCCCGAGGUCCAGAACAGUGGUGUCCUCAGCAUCCUCCAACCAGAUGAGAUCAAGCUGCAGGAGGCCAUGUUUGAGCUGGUUACUUCUGAAGCAUCAUAUUACAAGAGUCUGAAUCUGCUGGUGUCUCACUUCAUGGAGAAUGAACGUUUGAAAAAGAUCUUACACCAGUCUGAGGCACACAUCCUCUUCUCCAAUGUGCUGGAUGUCAUGGCUGUCAGUGAGCGCUUCCUGUUGGACCUCGAGCAGCGGGUGGAAGAGAACAUCGUGAUUUCAGACGUGUGUGAUAUUGUCUACCAGCACACAGUUAAUCACUUCUCUGUGUACAUCACCUAUGUCUCCAACCAGACCUACCAGGAGAGAGCCUACAAGCAGCUUCUCCAAGACAAACCAGCCUUUUGGGAAGUGAUCUCACAGCUGGAGCUGGAUCCCAAGUGCAAAGGCCUGUCCUUUUCUUCCUUCCUGAUUCUGCCAUUUCAAAGGAUCACUCGGCUCAAGCUGCUGGUGCAGAAUAUUUUGAAGAAAGUGGAAGAGAAAUCUGACAGGGAAUCUACUGCCCUGGAUGCACAUAAAGAACUGGAAACAGUGGUGAAAGCAUGCAAUGAAGGUGUCCGGAAGAUGAGCCGAACAGAGCAGAUGAUCAGCAUCCAGAAGAAACUAGAAUUCAAGAUCAAGUCUGUACCCAUCAUCUCUCACUCCCGCUGGCUGCUGAAGCAGGGGGAACUGCAGCAAAUGAAUGGUCCAAAGACAUCACGAACACUUCGCACAAAGAAACUCUUCAGAGAAAUCUACCUGUUCCUUUUCAAUGAUCUGCUGGUCAUUUGCCGGCAAAUUCCUGGGGACAAAUACCAAGUGUUUGACUCUGCUCCCCGAGGGCUUCUUCGGGUAGAGGAGUUGGAAGAUCAGGGGCAGAGUUUGGCCAAUGUCUUCAUCUUGAGGCUGCUAGAGAAUGCAGAUGACCGGGAGGCCAGCUAUAUGCUGAAGGCAUCAUCCCAGAGUGAAAUGAAGCGCUGGAUGAUUUCACUAGCCCCAAACCGGAGAACCAAAUUUGUUUCAUUUACAUCCAGACUGGUUGAUUGUCCACAGAUCCAGUGUGUCCACCCAUACGUGGCCCAGCAGCCUGAUGAGCUCUCCUUAGAACUGGCUGACGUGCUCAACAUCCUGGAUAAGACAGAUGACGGCUGGAUAUUUGGGGAACGUCUUCAUGACCAGGAGAGGGGCUGGUUCCCCAGUUCUAUUGGGGAGGAGAUCCUGAACCCCAAAAUCCGGGCCCAGAACCUGAAGGAGUGUUUCCGGGUGCACAAGUCAGAUGACAGUCAGAGAAGGAAACUGGGCAGCAGAAACCGCCAAUGACCACCAGCAUCCCCAAGCGUCUGGAGUGCCUCAGAGAGGCAGAAGACAGAGGCUGCCAGCUGGGAGAAGGUGGCACCUGUGGGACAUUGUGGGGGACCUGGUGCACCAGACAAGGCACGCACACCCAUGAACAAACAGACUUGUUCCUAGGCCUCCCAGCAGCACUGGUCCUUUCCUGAAGAUCAGUGCUUUAAACUGUAAAAUAACCCUUUUCCAAGUGUUCUGCAAAGCCCCAAAGAGCACGAGCUCAACAGACACUGCCCGAAGGCCACCGGGUGCUGGCCAGAUGAGCCACAUGUGCUGGCUGGAGCUGGCUCAGGCUGCUUGGGAAAGACAGUGGCCACAAACAUCACUGAGCAAUCAAUAUCACUCAGUUUAAGCACUAACAGCUCAUUGCUACCUUCCAAGUCUGGAGUGCUCUGGAGCCAGCAUCUCA
This is a messenger RNA of Ficedula albicollis (Collared flycatcher), 2099 nucleotides long. RefSeq names its product neuronal guanine nucleotide exchange factor (gene NGEF). The transcript has 12 exons. Gene Ontology annotation, biological process: activation of GTPase activity. Gene Ontology annotation, molecular function: protein binding; guanyl-nucleotide exchange factor activity. Bases 62 to 1663 code for a protein of 533 amino acids. The record is from RefSeq and is a predicted model, not a curated record. NCBI's taxonomy places the organism in Eukaryota, Metazoa, Chordata, Aves, Passeriformes, Muscicapidae.